AUGUGGGUGCCUUUGCACACUAAACGACGCAGAGCUGAGGGCAGAAGAUGCACAACAAAGAUGGAUGUGCAUUCAUCGGAGUGUCAGGUGUAUGGAGGGGAAAGCAGAGAAGAGGAGUAUGGUUAUGCGAAGACGUGUCAAGCUUGGGGGAAGAAGGUCAUGGUCAGGAAAAUUCGGAUGGGUAGAACCUCAUUCGCUAAUAUCGUCAGUUGUGAGUGGAGGCGGGUAUACUCUGUCAUCGAGAAGUUUACUGUGAUGCAGAGUAGAGCUGUAGUUUAUGUGCAGUUUGAUAUUUCAUGGUCCAGAUGCCCAGCAGGCGGAUCAACCAUCGUAGUGAUGGUCCAGAUUGUUGCUCGAAUCGCAUUUCUCGAAUGCACCUGUCGUGAUCUUCUCAUGAUUCGUUCUAGUUUCACAUGUUUUCUUGGAUGA
Messenger RNA from Echinococcus granulosus, 429 nucleotides. RefSeq lists its product as hypothetical. The transcript is spliced from 3 exons. The record is from RefSeq and is a predicted model, not a curated record. The coding region runs from base 1 to 429 and encodes 142 amino acids. NCBI's taxonomy places the organism in Eukaryota, Metazoa, Platyhelminthes, Cestoda, Cyclophyllidea, Taeniidae.